Molecule: messenger RNA, 6552 nt
Organism: Ochotona curzoniae (black-lipped pika)
Lineage: Eukaryota; Metazoa; Chordata; Mammalia; Lagomorpha; Ochotonidae
Gene: MYH11
Product: myosin heavy chain 11
Exons: 42
Coding region: 1-5829 (1942 amino acids)
Cellular component (GO): myosin complex
Molecular function (GO): ATP binding; actin filament binding; cytoskeletal motor activity
Source: RefSeq, a predicted model, not a curated record
AUGGCACAACUCGGCGACGAUGAGAAAUUCCUCUUCGUGGACAAGAACUUCAUCAACAGCCCAGUGGCCCAGGCUGACUGGGUGGCCAAGAAGCUGGUGUGGGUCCCUUCGGAGAAACAGGGCUUCGAGGCUGCCAGUGUCAAGGAAGAGAAGGGGGAUGAGGUGAUCGUGGAGCUGGUGGAGAACGGGAAGAAGAUCACCGUGGGCAAGGAUGACAUCCAGAAGAUGAACCCGCCCAAGUUCUCCAAGGUGGAGGACAUGGCGGAACUGACGUGUCUCAAUGAGGCUUCCGUGCUACACAACCUGAGGGAGAGGUACUUCUCGGGCCUCAUCUAUACAUACUCCGGCCUCUUCUGCGUGGUGAUCAACCCCUACAAGCAGCUGCCCAUCUACUCGGAGAAGAUCGUGGACAUGUACAAGGGCAAAAAGAGGCACGAGAUGCCACCCCACAUCUAUGCCAUCGCCGACACGGCCUACAGGAGCAUGCUGCAGGAUCGGGAGGACCAGUCCAUUCUGUGCACAGGCGAGUCUGGAGCUGGCAAAACAGAGAACACCAAGAAAGUCAUCCAGUACCUGGCCGUGGUGGCCUCCUCCCACAAGGGCAAGAAGGACACAAGCAUCACGCAAGGUCCAUCCUUUGCCUACGGGGAGCUGGAAAAGCAGCUUCUGCAAGCAAACCCCAUCCUGGAGGCCUUUGGCAACGCCAAGACGGUCAAGAAUGACAACUCCUCGCGCUUUGGCAAGUUCAUCCGUAUCAACUUCGAUGUCACCGGUUACAUUGUGGGCGCCAACAUCGAGACCUAUCUGCUGGAGAAAUCUCGAGCCAUCCGCCAAGCCCGGGACGAGAGGACCUUUCACAUCUUUUACUACCUGAUCGCUGGGGCCAAGGAGAAGAUGAGAAACGACCUGCUGCUGGAGGGCUUCAACAACUACACCUUCCUGUCCAACGGCUUUGUGCCCAUCCCCGCCGCCCAGGACGAUGAGAUGUUUCAGGAGACGCUGGAGGCCAUGUCCAUCAUGGGCUUCAAUGAAGAGGAGCAGCUGUCUGUGCUGAAGGUGGUGUCCUCGGUGCUGCAGCUCGGAAACAUCGUCUUCAAGAAGGAGAGAAACACAGACCAGGCAUCCAUGCCUGACAACACGGCUGCCCAGAAAGUUUGCCACCUCAUGGGAAUUAACGUGACAGACUUCACCAGAUCCAUUCUGACCCCACGUAUCAAGGUUGGCCGGGAUGUGGUACAGAAAGCUCAAACGAAAGAACAGGCCGAUUUUGCCAUAGAGGCUUUGGCCAAAGCCACUUAUGAGCGCCUUUUCCGCUGGAUCCUCACCCGUGUGAACAAAGCCCUGGACAAGACCCAUCGGCAAGGGGCUUCCUUCCUGGGGAUCCUGGACAUUGCUGGGUUUGAGAUCUUUGAGGUGAACUCCUUCGAGCAGCUGUGCAUCAACUACACCAACGAGAAGCUGCAGCAGCUCUUCAACCACACCAUGUUCAUCCUGGAGCAAGAGGAGUACCAGCGCGAGGGCAUCGAGUGGAACUUCAUCGACUUUGGGCUGGACCUGCAGCCCUGCAUCGAGCUCAUUGAGCGACCGAACAACCCUCCAGGUGUGCUGGCCCUGCUGGACGAAGAGUGCUGGUUCCCCAAGGCCACGGAUAAGUCUUUUGUAGAAAAGCUGUGCUCAGAGCAGGGUAACCACCCCAAGUUCCAGAAGCCCAAGCAGCUCAAGGACAAGACAGAGUUCUCCAUCAUCCAUUACGCUGGGAAGGUGGACUACAACGCGAGUGCCUGGCUGACCAAGAACAUGGACCCCCUGAAUGACAAUGUGACCUCCCUCCUCAAUGCCUCCUCCGACAAGUUUGUGGCUGAUUUGUGGAAGGAUGUGGACCGCAUCGUGGGGCUGGACCAGAUGGCCAAGAUGACGGAGAGCUCUCUGCCCAGCUCCUCCAAGACCAAGAAGGGCAUGUUCCGCACCGUGGGGCAGCUGUACAAGGAGCAGCUGGGCAAGCUGAUGACCACACUGCGCAAUACCACACCCAACUUCGUGCGCUGUAUCAUCCCCAACCACGAGAAGAGGUCUGGCAAGCUGGACGCGUUUCUGGUGCUGGAGCAGCUGCGCUGCAACGGGGUGCUGGAGGGCAUCCGCAUCUGCCGCCAGGGCUUCCCUAACAGGAUUGUCUUCCAGGAGUUCCGCCAGCGCUACGAGAUCCUAGCAGCAAAUGCCAUCCCCAAGGGCUUUAUGGAUGGAAAGCAGGCCUGCAUUCUCAUGAUCAAAGCGCUGGAACUGGACCCCAACUUGUACAGGAUCGGGCAGAGCAAAAUCUUCUUCCGUACGGGUGUGCUGGCCCACCUCGAGGAGGAGCGGGAUUUGAAAAUCACAGAUGUCAUCAUGGCCUUCCAGGCCAUGUGCCGCGGCUACCUCGCCAGAAAAGCCUUCGCCAAGCGGCAGCAGCAGUUGACGGCCAUGAAGGUGAUCCAGAGGAACUGUGCCGCCUACCUGAAGCUGCGGAACUGGCAGUGGUGGCGCCUCUUCACCAAGGUGAAGCCGCUGCUGCAGGUGACACGGCAGGAGGAGGAGAUGCAGGCCAAGGAGGAUGAGCUGCAGAAGAUCAAGGAGCGGCAGCAGAAGGCAGAGAGCGAGCUCCAGGAGCUGCAGCAGAAGCACACGCAGCUGUCCGAGGAGAAGACCCUGCUGCAGGAACAACUGCAAGCCGAGACAGAGCUGUAUGCAGAGGCCGAGGAGAUGCGCGUCCGGCUGGCAGCCAAGAAGCAGGAGCUGGAGGAAAUCCUGCAUGAGAUGGAGGCCCGCCUGGAGGAGGAGGAAGACCGGGGCCAGCAGCUACAGGCAGAGAGGAAGAAGAUGGCCCAGCAGAUGCUGGACCUGGAAGAGCAGCUGGAGGAGGAGGAAGCCGCCAGGCAGAAGCUCCAACUCGAGAAGGUCACGGCCGAGGCCAAGAUCAAGAAACUGGAAGACGACAUCCUGGUCAUGGACGAUCAGAACAACAAGCUGUCCAAAGAGCGGAAACUCCUGGAAGAGAGGAUUAGCGAUUUAACAACCAAUCUGGCAGAGGAGGAGGAGAAGGCCAAAAACCUGACUAAGCUGAAAAACAAACAUGAAUCCAUGAUCUCAGAACUGGAAGUGCGGCUGAAGAAGGAGGAGAAGAGCCGGCAGGAGCUGGAGAAGCUGAAGCGGAAGAUGGACGGCGAGGCCAGUGACCUGCACGAGCAGAUCGCCGACCUCCAGGCCCAGAUUGCAGAGCUCAAAAUGCAGCUGGCCAAGAAGGAAGAGGAGCUGCAGGCGGCCCUGGCCAGGCUGGAGGAUGAAAUGUCCCAGAAGAACAAUGCCCUGAAGAAGAUCCGGGAGCUGGAGGGCCACAUCUCAGACCUGCAGGAGGACCUGGACUCAGAGCGGGCCGCCAGGAAUAAGGCUGAGAAGCAGAAGCGAGACCUGGGGGAGGAGCUGGAGGCACUCAAGACAGAGCUGGAGGACACGCUGGACACCACGGCCACCCAGCAGGAGCUCCGGGCCAAGAGGGAACAGGAGGUGACGGUGCUGAAGAAAGCUCUGGAGGAGGAGACGCGGUCCCAUGAGGCGCAGGUGCAGGAGAUGAGGCAGAAACACACACAGGCUGUGGAGGAGCUCACCGAGCAGCUGGAGCAGUUCAAGAGGGCCAAGGCGAACCUCGACAAGACCAAACAGACACUGGAGAAGGAGAACGCGGAUCUGGCUGGCGAGCUGCGGGCCCUGGGCCAGGCGAAGCAGGAGGUGGAGCACAAGAAGAAGAAGCUGGAAGUGCAGCUGCAGGACCUGCAGUCCAAGUGCAGUGAUGGCGAGCGGGCCCGGGCGGAGCUCAAUGACAAAGUCCACAAGCUGCAGAAUGAAGUGGAAAGUGUCACGGGCAUGCUCACUGAGGCCGAGGGGAAGGCCAUCAAGCUGGCCAAGGAGGUGGCGUCCCUUGGGUCCCAGCUCCAGGACACCCAGGAGCUGCUCCAAGAAGAAACCAGGCAGAAGCUCAAUGUGUCCACCAAGCUGCGCCAGCUAGAGGACGAGAGGAACAGCCUGCAAGAGCAGUUGGAUGAGGAGACAGAGGCCAAGCAGAACCUGGAGCGUCACAUCUCCACCCUGAACAUCCAGCUCUCCGACUCCAAGAAGAAGCUGCAGGACUUUGCCAGCACUGUGGAAUCCUUGGAAGAAGGCAAGAAGAAGUUCCAGAAGGAAAUUGAGAGUCUCACCCAGCAGUUUGAGGAGAAAGCAGCUGCUUACGAUAAACUGGAAAAGACCAAGAACAGGCUUCAGCAGGAGCUGGAUGACCUGGUUGUGGACUUGGACAACCAGCGGCAACUGGUGUCCAACCUGGAAAAGAAGCAGAAGAAGUUUGAUCAGUUGUUAGCCGAGGAGAAGAACAUCUCUUCCAAGUACGCAGACGAAAGGGACAGAGCUGAGGCCGAAGCCAGGGAGAAGGAGACCAAGGCCUUAUCCUUGGCUCGGGCCCUGGAAGAAGCCCUGGAGGCCAAGGAGGAGCUGGAGAGGACCAACAAAAUGCUCAAGGCUGAGAUGGAAGAUCUGGUCAGCUCCAAGGACGACGUGGGCAAGAACGUCCACGAGCUUGAGAAAUCUAAGCGGGCCCUAGAGACGCAGAUGGAGGAGAUGAAGACACAGCUGGAGGAGCUGGAGGACGAGCUGCAAGCCACCGAGGACGCCAAGCUGAGGCUGGAGGUCAACAUGCAGGCCCUCAAGGGCCAGUUCGAGAGGGAUCUCCAGGCCCGGGACGAGCAGAACGAGGAGAAGAGGAGGCAGCUGCAGAGACAGCUUCACGAGUAUGAGACGGAACUGGAAGACGAGCGGAAGCAGCGUGCCCUGGCGACGGCGGCCAAGAAGAAGCUGGAGGGCGACCUGAAGGACCUGGAGCUUCAGGCCGACUCGGCCAUCAAAGGGCGCGAGGAGGCCAUCAAGCAGCUUCGAAAGCUGCAGGCUCAGAUGAAGGACUUCCAGAGAGAGCUGGACGACGCCCGUGCCUCCAGGGACGAGAUCUUUUCCACAGCCAAAGAGAACGAGAAGAAAGCCAAGAGUCUGGAGGCAGACCUCAUGCAGUUACAAGAGGAUCUGGCCGCAGCAGAAAGAGCCCGCAAACAGGCAGACCUGGAGAAGGAGGAGCUGGCAGAGGAGCUGGCCAGCAGCUUGUCCGGAAGGAACGCGCUGCAGGAUGAGAAGCGCCGCCUAGAGGCCCGGAUCGCACAGCUGGAGGAGGAGCUGGAGGAGGAACAGGGCAACAUGGAGACCAUGAAUGACCGUGUCCGUAAAGCCACACAGCAGGCUGAGCAGCUCAACAACGAGCUGGCCACAGAGCGCAGUGCGGCCCAGAAGAACGAGAGUGCACGGCAGCAGCUCGAACGGCAGAACAAGGAGCUCCGGAGCAAGCUGCAGGAGAUGGAGGGGGCGGUCAAGUCCAAGUUCAAGUCCACUAUUGCAGCCCUGGAGGCCAAGAUUGCACAGCUGGAGGAGCAGGUCGAGCAGGAGGCCAGAGAGAAGCAGGCGAUGACCAAGUCUCUGAAGCAACGGGACAAGAAGCUGAAGGAGGUGCUGCUGCAGGUGGAGGAUGAGCGCAAGAUGGCCGAGCAGUACAAGGAGCAGGCAGAGAAAGGAAACGUCAAGGUCAAACAGCUCAAGAGGCAGCUGGAGGAGGCAGAGGAGGAGUCGCAGCGCAUCAAUGCCAACCGCAGGAAGCUGCAGCGCGAGCUGGAUGAGGCCACUGAGAGCAACGAGGCCAUGGGUCGCGAGGUGAACGCGCUCAAGAGCAAGCUCAGAGGGCCCCCCCAACAGGAAACCUCGCAGUGACUCACCAGGCGAGGAAACGAGACCUCAUUUGUUCCUUCUAGAAGGUCUGGGGGGCGUAGAGUUAUUGAAAACGCAGAUGGUUCUGAGGAGGAAGUGGACGCUCGCGAUGCAGACUUCAAUGGAACCAAAUCCAGUGAAUGAACGAGUUUUGCACCACAGCAGGAAGAGACCUCACCAAAGGACAAAUCAACUAAAGCCAACCCAGCAGAUCCAACUCCGUUUUCAAAUCUCAAACAUCACAGACACUCCUCACGAUGAUUAUAAAAACCACCGCCCUCAAGUCUGGGAACAGAACUUACGUUUUUAUGAUGUGCCAAAGGAGAAAAUCCCAAGAGGAACACAAACACUCCCUUCUUGCUCUAGAGAUGGAUUGGGCAGAGCUUUGAGGAAAAUGCAGCCAUGGUAACCAGUCACUGGCAACUUCGUUUACAUGACAUGGGGACAAAGUCACCACGACAGGUGCCACUGCCCCGCUCCCAGUUCAUUGCCUAACCCGUGUGCCCUUCUGACUCCCCGAGUAAGGCUCUGGUUUGAGAAUCCUUGCUCCCUGUCCUGGCUUCCACACCUCAGACAUGCACAGUUCACCCCGCCCAAGUGCCUUCUGUAGUCACAAGCAGUGAGGAGGAGACACUGUUCCAUGGACAAGAGCAGGGACGGUCCACUGUCUUAUGUGCACCCAAUUGUACUUCUGGACACCUUCACUAAUAAAAGGUCAUAAUAGGU